Ceraceosorus bombacis is the source of this 2583-nucleotide messenger RNA. Lineage: Eukaryota; Fungi; Basidiomycota; Exobasidiomycetes; Ceraceosorales; Ceraceosoraceae. The record is from the annotation of a GenBank genome assembly.
AUGGCAGCGCUUCAGCUCGCGACCGCCUACGUGCACGCUCCCUUGGUCACACUGAACCCUUCCUACUCUCCCCUACAGCUACGCAAAGCACUCAACCACGUCAAGGCUAAAGCGCUCUUCAUCAUUCCAUGCUUGCGCGACUCUGAUUACACCAAGCAUCUGCGCUCCAUCUUGCCCACUCUGCGUGAAGAAGCAAAAGGCGCGCCGAUUUUGCGUGAUGACCAGGUGCCCACGCUGCAGCAUGUGGUGCUGUUCGACAACAUCACCGCCAGACCCGACGGCUGGCCCAACCUCAGCGCUUACUGCGCCGCCGGCGGCGACUUUGCUGGUGCUCUCGAUCAGCUCCACGGCUGGGCCAUCGACUACCGAGAUGUGCUGGACCAAGGCUCGCAGAUUGCGCUUCAGGAGAUCGAAGGCUCAUCCGACGCCGCAAUCAAUCUGCAGCUCACUUCCGGCACGACUGGUGUGAGUCUGCACAUUGUUGAUGCGGACAUACAUUGAGCCGAGACGCUGACGGUGGUUGUUUCUCGUAGGCUCCCAAAGCAGUGGUGCUAAACUCUAUCAAUCUGAUUAACAACGCUACCGUCUUGGGCAACAUCAUGGAGCUGACACCGAACGACCUGCUAGCGAACAUACGUGGGUCUCUGUGGGGCGAUGUCGAGUGUGAGCGUUGUUGGCGUGAAUUUCAUUGUCGCUCUCCUCUCGCACCCUUUAGCCCCGCUGUUUCACUGCUUGUGAGCCUAUCGGAUGGACCUCUUGCGGCGUGCAAUUGUUCGAACUGACACCUUGGUAGAUCCCUUGAACCCUGUAGCGGCCUGACUCUUGGCAAUCUCGCAGCGUGGUCGCGAGGAGCAGGCGUUUUGUACGCUUCUGAAGGCUUCAGCCCUGCUCGGGCCCUGCGAAGCGCAGCCCGCGAGAAUGCCACUGCGAUCCACGGCGUGCCGAGCCACUUUGUGUCGGAGCUGGAGCUGCUACGACGUGCUAAACAGGCGUCUGUGAUGUCAGAGAGUGAGCAGGCAAAGGCAUGCAGCGGCCUGCGGAAGGACGGCGUGCGCAAAGGAGAGGUGUGGUCCUUUGGCAGCCUCAGGACUGGCUUCAUGAGCGGUUCCACCAUUCCAGUCGAGCUGAUGCGGUCGUGCAUCGAGGAGCUUGGUGCGGGCAGUGAGUGUCGCACGUCGUAUCGACAAGCUGCAAGGCGCUGAGAUUCAAGCUUGCUUGCGCUCCUUGCGUCCAACAGAACUGACAGUGGUGAGACGGCUCGACGUAAUGGGACUGCUUAGUUCUGAGCUGACUAUUACGGCCUUCUGUCAAGGUGUAUGGAAUGACAGAGGUGAGCCGCGCCCAAUGGGUCGAAAUGCCGCUUUGCUGGCAGUCGGACUGAUACGCGAGCUUUUGUAGACUUCUCCCGUAUCUUUUGGCGCUAGUGAGCCCCAGUCCAUCUGCUUUUUCCGCGCGUCAUCUCGUGCUGUGAAGGGAAGCUGAAGCCCUGUCGCUUGCAUGGCGCAUCGCCUUUAGGCAUCCAUGACUCUGUGGAGCGCCGCUGCACAACGGUCGGGCAGAUCGUAGACUACGCACAUGCGAAGAUUGUGGCGGGGGACGACGUUGCGGGAGCACCGGUCCCAGUGGGACAAGCCGGCGAGCUUGUGAGUUUUCCCUAUGGGUAGCGAGUCGAAGCGGACACAGCUGAACAUCUGCCCGCCUGGCGGCGAGUGCUUGCUUGCGCAGUGGAUUGGCGGCUACUUGGUCAUGUCGGAAUAUUUCGAAGAUGAAGAGAAGACUGCAGAAGCUAUCGUUGAGCAAGAAGGCAUUCGCUGGAUCAAGACGGGUGAUGUCGCGGUCAUGGACGGUGAAGGCUACGUCCAGAUCUGCGGUCGCGUCAAGGAUGUCAUCAUUCGUGGGGGAGAGAAUGUGCGUGCGGAGAGACGGCGAUUGCAUGCACAACAUGCGUUCGUAUGUCGCAAACAAUCAUGAUUCCUCUCCUCUCUUUACUUCUCCAGCUCUUUCCGCCAGUCAUUGAGAAGUGAGAGAGUGGCAGGCUCGUAAGUCGCCUUUUCGGCAAGAUGUGCUGAUGAGGAUGAUGCGCGCGUAUGCUGCACAGCUGCAUCAACCAGCUCGGCGGCAUCGCUGCCAGCGCUGUAGUGGCAGUGCCGCACGAACGACUCGGCGAGGUCGUGGGAGUCUUCGUCCAAACUUCCGCAGAACGUGGCGACGCACGACGGCCCUCUGCUCUGCAAAUCAGAGAGCAUGUGAGUGGAAUCUUGAGUGCGCGAGUCCCGGCACUUCAGGCUGCAGAUUGCUCUGUCAGGCUGAAAACGGGCGCGAUCCAUUCCCGCCUUCAGGUGAAGACGGGAAUUUCAGGUCAAGCUGCACCUGAGUGGGUCUGGUUUGUUGACGAAGGCGGCGUCGGCGCCAUGCCCACGACCGCAUCCGGCAAAGUGCAGAAGGUGGGCGCAUCCUCUGCCGCGCGCGAACCUAGUCGCCCAACUUUUGCUCAUCACGAUCCAGCUUCGCUUUUCCCAGGUCAUCCUCCGCCAGUGGGCAUCAGAAUUAUCAGCGAAAGGCAAAGGCGCGGUAAAGUGUUGA